Etheostoma spectabile (orangethroat darter) is the source of this 3240-nucleotide messenger RNA. Its product is annotated as vitamin D3 receptor A. The transcript is spliced from 9 exons. Gene Ontology annotation, cellular component: nucleus. Bases 127 to 1389 code for a protein of 420 amino acids. Lineage: Eukaryota; Metazoa; Chordata; Actinopteri; Perciformes; Percidae. The record is from RefSeq and is a predicted model, not a curated record. Gene Ontology annotation, biological process: positive regulation of transcription by RNA polymerase II; cell differentiation; negative regulation of transcription by RNA polymerase II. Gene Ontology annotation, molecular function: nuclear receptor activity; zinc ion binding; vitamin D response element binding.
ACUGUUAAACCGUGGGGGGCGGGUCUACGGAGAAGUGCUGCCUGUGACCAGUCCAUGUUGAUACAGAUCUAAAAAACUGGACUAACAAGCGUGUCUGCUUACGUUGCCCUUCGCAUGGACUAAUUGAUGGAGCCCAUGACGGUGACGACGUCGGUGGCCGGGCCGGACGAGUUUGACCGCAACGCCCCGCGGAUCUGCGGUGUGUGCGGUGACAAGGCCACCGGCUUUCACUUCAACGCCAUGACGUGUGAGGGGUGCAAGGGAUUUUUCAGGCGCAGCAUGAAGCGUAAAGCCUCCUUCACCUGUCCAUUCAACGGAAGCUGCACCAUCACCAAGGACAACCGGCGUCACUGCCAGGCCUGUCGUCUCAAACGCUGCAUUGAUAUUGGAAUGAUGAAAGAGUUCAUCCUGACAGACGAGGAGGUUCAGAGGAAGAAGGACAUGAUAUUGAAGAGGAAAGAAGAGGAGGCAGCCCGGGAGGCGAUGAGGCCACGUCUGAAUGAGGAGCAGACCCGGAUCAUCUCCAGUCUGGUGGAAGCUCACCACAAGACCUACGAUGCCUCCUAUUCGGACUUCUCCCGCUUCAGGCCUCCAGUGCGUGAAGGCCCAGUAACACGCAGUGCCAGCAGAGCUGCCUCCCUUCAUUCCUUGUCUGAUGCUUCCUCUGACUCAUUCAACCACUCACCUGAGUCAGUGGACACCAAGAUGAACUUCAGCAACCUGUUAAUGAUGUACCAGGACGGCACUAGCAGUCCAGACUCCAAUGAGGAGGACACAAAGCUUUCCAUGCUGCCACACCUGGCAGACUUGGUCUCCUACAGCAUCCAGAAAGUCAUCGGCUUCGCCAAGAUGAUCCCAGGCUUCAGAGAGCUGACAGCAGAAGACCAGAUUGCUCUGUUGAAGUCGAGUGCCAUUGAGAUCAUCAUGCUGCGUUCAAACCAGUCGUUCAGUCUGGAGGACAUGUCCUGGAGCUGCGGAGGACCUGACUUCAAAUAUUGCAUCAAUGACGUUACAAAGGCUGGUCACUCCCUGGAUCUGUUGGAGCCGCUGGUGAAGUUCCAGGUUGGUUUGAAGAAACUCAACCUGCACGAGGAAGAACAUGUGCUGCUCAUGGCCAUCUGCCUGCUCUCCCCAGAUCGUCCUGGUGUCCAAGACCACGGCCGCAUCGAGCAGCUCCAGGACCAUCUGUCAGAGACACUGCAGGCCUACAUCCAGGUUAACCACCCAGGUGGACGCCUCCUCUACGCCAAGAUGAUCCAGAAGCUGGCCGACCUGCGCAGCCUGAACGAGGAGCACUCCAAGCAGUACCGCUCACUUUCCUUCCAGCCUGAGCACAGCAUGCAGCUCACCCCGCUGGUGCUGGAAGUGUUUGGCAGUGAGGUGUCAUAGCAGAGAAGGAGGCACGCUCGCAUACAUACACACACUCAUCACACAUCACAGGACACACAGGACAACCAACCAAUCCUUACCGCCUUUUCCCCAAGAGAACCCCAGCCCUGAUUAUACCUGGACGUGAGGGAGAAAGAUGGAUAAUCAGAUAGGUGGAGAGUAACCUUCCACCCCUUCAGCAUCUGUCCAUCAUCCUCCUCCUCCUCCUCCUCCUCCUCCUCCUCCUGACCUCAAGCAGCAAGGCUCAGAUGCCUGGACCUCUGAAUUUAUAGAUUUUAAGACUUAAAAUGCUCUGGAUUUCUGCAGCACCUGGAUAAACAGAUUAUAUUUGAACCUCUAAAUUUGCAAAACCAUCACCGCAUUAAAUGUCAAUACAUCACUCAGAUGUCCUAACUCGUAGACAUCUGCAACUGACGGACAUCCUGAUCCUCUCCAAAUUUAGAAACUCCAAAAAGGAGAUCACCUUUUCUCAUCACCACCUUUCCCCCGGAUAUCACUGCUAAGUUCCUCUCAUUUCUUCUUCUUUUUUUUUUUUUUUUACAGCUAAGACAGCUUGAUGGAUGUGUGUUGCAUCCCUUCUACCAUCAUCCUCAUAACAUUGUUCACAUCAUCGCAAUGGCAGACAGAAAUAGAUACACACAUUUACAUCAUAUAACCAAUGCUUACACUUGUGAGGUACAGACACAUUGCUAGCAAUGUUACUACACUCGUGUUAGAUAGCUAUAAACUAUUGUUGUUUUACAGUUUGCUGACAGCAAAGACAUCCAAAUAUAUUAUACGUCAACAUAGUCAGCUUUUAAAAAUAGUUGGUUAAGAUGGGCUGUUUAGCCCUGUGUAUCUGUAGGUCUCAGAUGGUCAGCUGAAGCGAAGAAAGGAAGUAUAGGUAGGAAUGUAGUAAAGGAACAGCGAGAAGAGAAGUGCCAUUUGGAGGAAUGAGUAAAGGAGGUUGGAUAGAUGGAGGGACAUGCUACGGUUAGAAUUCCCUGUUCAUAAGACAAAAGGGAAUUUCACAAAACAAGAAUGUAUGUUUAAUGCUAUUAAAUAUAAAUGAUACGUAUAAGCUGAUAUAUAUAUAGAUAUAUCUAUAUAUAUAUAUAUAUAUAUAUAUAGAUAUAUUAAUAUAUAUUUAAGAGAGUGAAACAUGGUGCUUCCAAGAUGCAAGAGUGUUGUAUAAAGUAGAGGAUUUGAGGCCCCUUCUCAGUUGUGUGUGUGUGUGUGUGUGUGUGUGUGUGUGUGUGUGUGUGUGUGUGUGUGUGUGUGUGUGUGUGUGUGUGUGUGUGUGUGUGUGUGUGUGUGUGUGUGUGUGUGGUUUGUGUGUGUGUGUGUGUGUGUGUGUGUGUGUGUGUGUGUUUUUCUUUCUUUCUUUCUUUCAAAAGACAUGUAGACACACAAGAAAGCGCUGAGAAGUGUGUGAGGAGUCCUUCUAUUUUUGAGAUGUGUGUACAGUAUUUGAGAAUAUUGAUGAACCACAAGGGGGUGUGUACAGGCUCUGACCGAGGGAUUAGUGCAGGGAAGCACUUCUCUGUUGGAUGUUUUUUUGGACCUGUGAAGUUUGUACACGGACACACGCAAACGUAACGUCAUGUUUCCUGGAUAGUGGUUAUCCAAAAAUAUUUGUUCGGCUGGUUAGAAUGCUGCUAAGACCGUUAGAGUUAGAUAGUUAGGUAGAUAGGACAGAAGCCAACAACUGGCUGUUGCCUCAGGGAAAAGUUUGUCUGAUGAUAUUGUGUACUAGGUGUUUAUGGUGUGUGUGGCGUAAGCUUACAAUCAUUAUAAGACGGAGAUUGUUUUUGAAGCUCUAGGCAUCACUGUGAUUUCUAAUCAUACUAAAUAACAGCAAGUAAGCUAAAA